Messenger RNA from Cercospora beticola, 1606 nucleotides. RefSeq lists its product as uncharacterized. Gene Ontology annotation, cellular component: endoplasmic reticulum. The record is from RefSeq and is a predicted model, not a curated record. Lineage: Eukaryota; Fungi; Ascomycota; Dothideomycetes; Mycosphaerellales; Mycosphaerellaceae. Gene Ontology annotation, molecular function: calcium ion binding. Gene Ontology annotation, biological process: endoplasmic reticulum calcium ion homeostasis.
CUCUGCGCAAGUCCACGACUCAAGCAGCAUUAUCGAGCCAUUGCUUGUCCGCCUGCGUUUCAUAUCAAUCACCACUCCCCGCCCUCUCCCCCGCCAUGGCCGGCCUCCUCAACAACCUGCAAGGCGUGCUGGGAGGUGCCAAGUCCUCCGUGGCCAGCGUCGUCUCGUCGGUUGAUGCCGAUGACUUCGCCGACUUCGCGACAGCAGCGUCACCCGUAGCGCCAAGUCAUGCUGCUUCCUCCGCCUUCGACGCGACCGCCGCUUCACCGACGCCCAAAGGCACCUUCUCGAACUUCGGCCAAGGUCUUCAAGGACGACCAUACACGAAAUGGUACCGCGUGUGGGAGCGCGUGACGAUUGCCGACUUCUACCAGGAGCUUGUCAUCCUUCCCAUCAUUGUAGUCGUCAUUCUCGUUAACGUCUGGGGAGCACGCGCGAACAAGAAGCGAGCGGCGCAAUGGGCCGAGUCAAAUCUUCCACAGCUGGAAUCAGAAUACGCGGCAGUGGGCUUCGGUGCCAAAGGCGCGAAUGGUCAGCCAACUUCGCUGUGGAGAGAGAAGAGCAAGAAUGAAUACAUCAGCUACGCCACGGGACGACAGAACGUGGCAUUCCUGGACGUCAAGCUCACCCUGUACAAGCGCUACAACCCAUUCAUCUGGUUCAUGGAGCUCGUAGCCUCUUUCUUUGUGGACAGCAUUGAGGCUCCUAUGGAGCGUUUGGAAGCUACUGCGUAUGCCUUCGAUGGCAAGGAGAAGAGCUUGGUUCCUGCUCAGGCGCAAAAUCAAGCUUCGCAGCACAAGGAUAGCACGUAUGACGGCUUCGUCUGGGCAGUCGUGCACAAGGAUAAGAUGAGGCAGCUGCGCAAUGAUCGAUUCGAUGUCAGCCUGGCCACCCAGAAAGAUCAUCCCAAGCUGCCACAGUGGGCGACGGUCAUGUCGGAGGGUGCCGAGAUUACUGAAGCUCUGCUCACGCCAGAGCUUGUCAAGGCCGUAACUGCUGUUGGUGAUGAGUUCGAGGCUCUGAUUGUGUCGGACAUGCCUGUCGAUGCGCCAAAGAAACUCAACGAACUCGUGCCCAAAAAGCGCGUUGAACUCCACACCCGCCUCUCCACCGGCCCAGCAGCCACAGAACUCUUCACCUACUUCCUCCGCAUCCCAGACCAACUCGUGACCGGCGCACACUUCCGCCCAGAAGCGUUGCGCAAAGUCCGCCAAACGCGUGAAGAGGAGGUACGUAAGAUCAAGAAGAUUGACGAUGAGGAGAAAGCACUCGAGAGAAGAGAGGCAAGCGACAAGCUCAAGAAGGAGGAGCGAGAUCGCAAGCUGAGCAGAAUGAGCGCGGAUGAGCAAAAGAAGUUUUUGGAGAAGGAAAAGGAGAAGACCCAGCGGAAGCAGACCAAGAAGCAGACUAUGAGAGGGUAGGUGUGUUCACACCUUUUCUCUCGAAGGGGCAGCUGUCAUUGGUUGCAGGAAGGCUUUGCAUAGCAUGGAGUGGAAGAUCGGCACAGAACAGGACUUGGAACGUAAGUAGAGCUGAUCUGUCAAAGAUACUUACUGUGUAGAAAAGACAUUACUUGUUCAAAAUUCAAACCAUGCGGCGAUCAGGA